Colossoma macropomum (tambaqui) is the source of this 4634-nucleotide messenger RNA. RefSeq names its product sphingosine-1-phosphate phosphatase 1. Gene Ontology annotation, biological process: phospholipid dephosphorylation; sphingosine metabolic process. NCBI's taxonomy places the organism in Eukaryota, Metazoa, Chordata, Actinopteri, Characiformes, Serrasalmidae. Gene Ontology annotation, molecular function: sphingosine-1-phosphate phosphatase activity. Gene Ontology annotation, cellular component: endoplasmic reticulum membrane. Bases 777 to 2207 code for a protein of 476 amino acids. The record is from RefSeq and is a predicted model, not a curated record. The transcript is spliced from 3 exons.
GUAAAGCCAUUGGAUUAAUAGUGAAGUGGGGUUAGACUCAGUGGGUCAGUAGUGCAAUAGUGGGAGUCCUUUGAACAGUGAAAUAGUAUAAAUCAAACUCAUUGGGUUAAGCGUAAUAGUGGGACUCAGAAACCUUGGAUUAAUAGUGAAAUAGUAAGCAGACACACUGGAUUAACGGUGGCAUAGCGGGACUCUGACUCGUUGGUUUAACAGUGGAAUGGGACUCAGACUGUGGAGUAACAGUGGAAUAGUGGGACUGCUGUUGGGUUAAUAAUGAAUAGGACAUGGUGGCAGUCAGACUCACUGGACUAAUAGUGGAAAUCUGAGACUCAGACUAAUAGGAUUUAAUAGUAGAACAGAGGGACAAACGGGGUUCAUUCAUCGGCUCAAAGGGGACCCACGACUACGUCAUCAUCAGUGCGCGUGUGCAGCCGCGCGCAAGCAGCCCGAAAGGCUUCAUUGAGUCCGGGCGGGCUAGGCGCUGUGACGGUGUCUCAGUUCAAAUGAGAUUACUUGCCUUUAUCGUCGAUAUUUUUGUCUAGCUAAGCCUUUUUGAACGCGGGAGAGGGGUGGCUACGUUCGAGCUGUGGACCCAUGGAGCGAAGAGUGUAAUUUGGGCUGAUAUUACUUCAGCAAAUUUCCGGAGUUGGCUAGCCUAGCGCGCUAACGGAGCUGUAUAUGUUCCUGUCCGGCGUAUUGCUAAGGAAGCACCACCCUCGCUUUGCUCAGCGUGAGGGGCUCACACUCUGCUCAUCGGAGACCAUUUCGCUUUUACAAUGGCGAGCGCUGUGAUCCAGCGAUUUAUCUGCCUUUGCAGAUACUUACAAGAUCCUUGCCAUGUCGCCAGAUUUCAGCAGCUUUGCGGCGUUAAAGGGACGUUUCCUCGCAAAUCACCCGAGACCGAGAAGGAGGAGAGCGAGCUGGAGCUGUCGCCUAACGGUGCGUGCAUGAGACGGGGUCAGGAAGACGGGGAGCAGGGAGUUAAAGGCCCUCAGCUUAGAAAGAGUGCAAAUACAAGUGUAAGACAGAACGAAGACGUGCACGGCUCUCCCAAUGGAGCAGCUGCGGUGUCUGGUACGGACACACCGGACGGAGAAAGUGCAGCACGAACCAAAAGCAGCUCUGGACUGCCUGAUGGCCCCGAGCAGAUCAGCAGCAGCACUGGUGGCCAAAAAGGAGAGUCGAGGGGCAGAGUGAAGCCCCUCCGCAAGAACUCAUUGACUGGGGAUGUUGGACAAGAGUUUAUCAUCGAGAAUAAGUUCCUGUUCUAUCUUUUCACCGUUGGGACUGAACUGGGCAAUGAGAUGUUCUUCAUUGUUUUCUUCCCCUUCCUCAUGUGGAAUGUCGAUGCCUAUGUCAGCCGGCAGGUCAUCGUGGUGUGGGUCUGGGUUCUGUUUUUCGGACAGUCCACCAAAGACCUCGUUGGAUGGACACGUCCAGCCUCCCCGCCCGUGGUUAAAGUGGAGGUCUUCUACAACUUUGAGUACAGCAUGCCGUCUGUGCAUGCCAUGACCGGAACCUCUGUCCCUUUCUGCCUCUUUCUGCUCACUUACAACCGGUGGGAGUACCCUUUCCCCUUUGGACUAAGUGUGGCCAUAUGCUGGAGCUUCCUGGUAUGCAUAAGCAGAAUCUACAUGGGCAUGCAUUCUGUGUUGGAGGUGAUCGUGGGCUUCCUCUACAGCUUGUUGAUCCUGGCUGCCUUUCAUCCUGUGCUGGAUGACAUCGACACAUUCUAUCUGUCCAGCAGCUCCGCUCCUCUGGUCAUCCUGCUGCUGCACAUCGGCCUGGCCCUCGUUGCUUUCUCCCUGGAUUCCUGGAGCACAUCACGGGGGGACACAGCUCAGGCUCUGGCCACUGGGGCCGGAGGUGCUUUAGCUUGCCACAUGAACCACCAGCUGGGCCUGCAGCCAGACCCUCCACUGUCUUCCCUGCCCCUGAAACUGCCCAUUAUUGACGGAGCUCUGCUGGGACGCUCGCUUCUGCGGCUUCUGGUGGGCGUGGCCGUGCUGCUGGCUGUACGAGCCGUCAUGAAGGCUGUGGCUAUCCCGCUAGCAUGCCGACUGUUUGGUGUGCCAUCCGACGACGUGCGUAAGGCCCGGCAGAACGCCAACGUGGAACUGACCUAUCGCUUCCUGGUGUACGGCACGGUGGCUUUCUGCUGCAUCUUCCUGGUGCCCCUCUUCUUUGACUACCUGAACCUUUCCUGAAGAAGCAGUUCAGCUUCUGUGUUAGCCAGUAAUACAUCAUCAGUCCCUCUCUGCCAAUGCUCCAUACUUAAUUAAGGCUUGGAUUUGGUCCAUUUUAAUCACAAAUUUGUUAAUUUCCAAGCUAGUAGCGCAAGACAAAGAAACCACUAAAGCAAAUGAAUUUUGAAGUAUUAAAAUAUGUUAAUUCUUAGUUAUUUCAUUUCCACUUUUUUGUUUUUUAUUGAAAUUCUUUUUUUUGCUUGCUUGACAUUGCUGUUGUUUUGUUUUAAUCUUUAAUUUACCAAAUUUUCAUUGUGUCAUUGUGUUUGCCAAAUAAAUGGCAUUAGUAUUAGAUCAGGUUUCUGAUUUGCACCUCUCUAAAAUAAGAAUGAUGGACUGGUCAUCAUCAGAGGAUUUAUGUCCUACCUCUCAGACCCAUAAUGUAGUCCUGAACUUCAGAUUGAGAUGUGCAGAAAUCCAUAAGAUCAACUACAGUAUAACGCAGCCUGUGUCUCUGAUGUGUGGCUGUAAAAGACCCAGGCGACAGAACGGAACUCCGCAAUGUUUCUGAACGGGCAAAAUCUACUCUGUUCACAACAUUCAGCUUUGUCAUGUGUGGAUCCUGUUUGUUUGAUCUCCACCCGUCUCCUCAACAGCCAUACUACCUACACCCAUCCUGCACCAUUGUGUUCUCUCUCUUUCUUAACAAUAUGUUGGCCUCUUUCCCACUGAAUUGAGCACGAGCACUUUUACUUCUGCCUGCCCAUGUUAAACUCAUGUAUACAAACAUAUACAGUGCUGAUAGCUUGCCCCUCAAGGCCUUGCUGAGAUUAUCUCCUCGUCCUAGCUCUUUCCUGGAGCUUGUUUCCUCCUCUGAGCAGCUGAGCACAGAGAUGGGAAUUGAGUGUUUUGAUGAAUGGAGUUUGUUACGAGCUGUCCUGGGUGGUCAUUCAGAAAACAUUUGUGCAGUGCUUCUUAAACUCCAGUCUCAUUGCCAUUGUUUAGUUUACUUUGCAUCUCACAAUAAGUGGUAAAGUGUUGAGGGAACUAGGGGAGGAGGUCUUCCUGUUGGAAUGAAUGCUCUAUGCAUGACCUCGUAUAGAUGGCCAUUCAUUUUGGGUGGACAGAUAUGGAAUCUGAUAAACAAGCCAAGAAAUGUGUUGUUCCAAAGAUACGGUAGUAGUUUACAGUAGUUAAACUAUACUUCAUACUACGCUGUUUUUGCAUAGGCUAAAGCUGACUCGUUAUCUAAAGGAAUUGCAUUUUCUUCACAGUUUUAUAAAGUUGUUUAAAUUACCUGUAAGUACAGGGCAGUAUAAUCUGGAUUGUAUGGCGGUUUAUGGCUUUGUGUGGCUGUUAUGAUGCUUAGCACCUGGACAAAUAGUGAAUGAAUACUCCAUACUGCAGUACAGUGUAUUCCACAUAUUCCGUCAGCCAUCUAGAAGGUAGUUGUGAGCAGAAAAGCACAGGCAGUUUAGCUUAUGCCUGGACUUGCCAGUGUUUGAGCAGAAGUAUUAAAAUGUCAGAGUAAAAACAUAGGUUAGCGAAGAGUCUUUGUAGUCUCAGUCCAUGUAAGUGUUUUGAAAUUUCAAUAGAUUAUUUUUCCCUGUUGUUAUUAUUAUGCCAGUUUUUUCCACCCACUCUCUAUUUGUUGAAUCUGUAGCAUGUAGUUACUUCAUGCUAUCAUUUUAACUAAGUUUCCCUGUACUUGGAAAAAUUCCCAAACCACAAACAUCUGGCACACACCCAUUGACUUCUUUUUACGGAUGCACAGUAUAUCGAAGGCCAAUAUACUAUUUGCAGAAAAAUUACAUUUUAUCAUUACAUUAAAAUUUAAGACUUCAGCAUUUCGGAGAUACAAGGUUUUUCUGACAGACGAUAUGCAGAAGCAUGUCUGUUCGUCAGUGGGGGGAAAUCCACUUCUUCUAGACCCCACAGCACCUUUGUAGUGCCCUUUCCUGUAAUCACUGCCGACUGUCGAUCAUGUAACUUAAUGAAUAAUGACACAAAAACAACUUUCAUCCCAAAAUGGAUCUUAGUUAGUUGGAUAGUUUGUCUUUUUUAAUUAACACAUUUCAUUUUCAUGAUAUUUUUACAUAUUUAUACACCUUUUUUAUCAUGAAUCCUCCAAUUUUAUUUUAGCUGUUACUAAAGACAGAGCCAAGUUCAUGUUGUAUCACGAGUGAAAUGUUUCCGAUUCAUCAGGACUGAUGGCUCAGUGGGGUCUUCCAGCGUACGAUAUGAAGUUAAUUAGUGUAUAUUUAAAGAGAUGACAUUUCAUAGCCUGUAUGAAGCAGAUGAACCUACUAGCCUGCUGUCUGUGUGUUCAGGUCUCAGUGUGUGCCACUAUUUUAUGGCAAAAAGUGAAGACACGCUCAGCUUCACUUUGAAAGUCAAACAAAGGAACUUAUAGGUGACACUUUUAUUUUGUGUGAACGUUUUUAUUGU